Molecule: messenger RNA, 1746 nt
Organism: Trichoderma gamsii
Lineage: Eukaryota; Fungi; Ascomycota; Sordariomycetes; Hypocreales; Hypocreaceae
Exons: 1
Coding region: 1-1746 (581 amino acids)
Source: RefSeq, a predicted model, not a curated record
AUGGAUUUAUACCAGUAUGAUGCGCUUGACCUUGGCAGACCCGCGAUUCGACUGGUCCGCCUUCUUCCUGGAGCUGGCUCUGACACAAUAACAUGCGAGCUUUUUCAAGCUUUUCUGAACCAAGAGGACGACAUCGUACCAUAUGAGGCUUUAUCAUACACUUGGGGCUCCGCGGAAGCUCCCAACCACAUCAUCGUCAAUGGGAAGAUCCUUACAAUUACAAAAAAUCUGCAUCAAGCACUGCAGCAGCUUCGUGAUAAAGUUCAAGAUCGAAUACUUUGGAUGGAUGCAAUUUGUAUCAAUCAAGGCAAUGAGAAAGAAAGGGGCCACCAAGUGCAACAAAUGGGCGAAAUUUAUAAACAAGCAGACCGCGUGCUAUUCUACUUGGGAGAGAGCAAUCCAUACAGUGAUGCAUUCAUGGACACCCUUAAUAUGAUGGGAAAGCUCAGUCUCAGCUAUUCUAGCAGGAAAUGGAGUUCAGAUGAUGAACGUUGGAAGAUCGUCUGGACGAGCGCUGUCCAGGCUGUACUGGGUAAUCGGUCAGCCCCCCAAACUGCUACUCUUCAGCAAGGCUACCGGAACCUUCUCGGACGGUCUUGGUUCAGAAGAGUUUGGAUUUUGCAGGAGGCGGCCAACGCGCGCGCUGGCCUGGUGCUGUGCGGCUCCAAGGCGGCCAAACCGUGGCUUUUACAAGUUAUUCCAAAACUCCUUGACAUUAUACCGGAUGAUCACUGCCAAGCAGUUCUCGAUGUUAUGCCGGGACCAUGGAGAAAUUCAUCCUGGUGGAACAGAAACCAGGAUCUUUAUACUUUGCUAUCGAGAUUUGGUGGUAGCGAGGCAACUGAGCCUCGUGACCUGAUAUAUGCUCUGAGAGGCAUGUCUUCCGAUGCCAAGGACGCACCCGGUCUGUACCCGGACUAUACCAAAUCUGAAGAGGAGCUGGUCCGUGAUGCCAUUAUAUUUCUGUACCCUCUUCAAAACAAAGAUCUGGCGGCACUCUCAUUGCCAACGACCAUUCAUGACUUGGUAAUAGGUCUCGGGAAUCUGGGCCGUCACAUUUACCGCGAGAUGUUUGCCAGAAUUUCCAGAGAAAACCUAGAGGAUCUGCUAAGAUUCUCAAAAGCCCAAACGUGGAAAUUGGUCUCGCCCUAUGAAAUACAAGAGCCGCAGUCGCCUGCUGAACAAAGAUAUUUGUAUUCGCCCUCUGCCAUAAGGAGUCGGUUGCUGUUGACAAAAUUGCAAACCGAUCGUACUGGAAGUGCGGCGGCGCUCUUCCGAUCCGGCCUAUCCAGGGACAACUUGAGAAUUGAACAACUCAUUGCCGCGGCUGAGAACAUACAUGGAACAAAGCCGCUUGAGACGGUACUUGAUCUUGCGGAUUAUGGAUUCGAGAUCGCGGAAGAAGUUUUGGUGUCAGCGGCCAGAAAUAAAGACCAUGGGGAUAAGAUGAUGGAACUCCUGCUCUAUCAUCCAAGCUGUCAGCGAUAUGUUACUCAAGGCGUGAUAGAGGCAGCAGAGGAUAACGCUGGGUGCAGGCAUGAAAUUCGGAAAAUCAUCUCAAGAUAUGAAAACAGAUGGUUUUCAACAGCUGGAGACAUGAUGUAUCUGGGCCAUCAGUUGCGAAUAACUGGUACAAAAAAAAUGGCAGCGGCAAAAAACGUGGGCUUGGAGCAUGAAACCCUGGAAGCUAUCUUGAAUGCUGACAAUAAGCAGCUGCCAAGGGCCGUAGUACGCGAACGUGAAUGA